UCCCGGGCGCCACGCUUGCCAGCUGCGCUCCUAACGUCCUGGCCGGCGCCUGGCCAUGAGUGCCUCUCCGACGCUGCCCGGCUGGGGCGAGGACGGGCUGGAGACCUCCUGGCCCCCAGAGGACAACGCCAGCCGCGGUCCGGAAGAGGGGGAGCUGGCGACUGGGACCGGCGACGCGAGGGCAGCGGGUAUGGUCACCAUUCAGUGCAUCUACGCGCUGGUGUGCCUGCUGGGACUGGUGGGCAAUGCCUUGGUCAUCUUUGUGAUCCUCCGCUACGCCAAGAUGAAGACGGCCACCAACAUCUACCUGCUCAACCUGGCCAUCGCGGACGAGCUCUUCAUGCUGAGCGUGCCCUUCGUGGCAUCGUCUGCCGCCUUGCGCCACUGGCCCUUUGGCUCGGUGCUGUGCCGCGCGGUGCUCGGCGUGGACGGCCUCAACAUGUUCACCAGUGUCUUCUGCCUGACCGUGCUCAGUGUGGACCGCUAUGUCGCCGUGGUGCACCCUCUGCGCGCCGCCACCUACCGGCGACCCAGUGUGGCCAAGUUAAUCAACGUGGGCGUUUGGCUGGCGUCCUUGCUGGUCACGCUGCCCAUCGCCAUCUUCGCGGACACCAGGCCUGCUCGGGGUGGCCAAGCUGUGGUCUGCAAUCUGCACUGGCCACACCCGGCCUGGUCAGCCGUCUUCGUGGUCUACACUUUCCUGCUGGGCUUCCUGCUGCCCGUUCUGGCCAUUGGCCUGUGCUACUUGCUCAUCGUGGGCAAGAUGCGGGCCGUGGCACUGCGGGCAGGCUGGCAGCAGAGGAGGCGAUCAGAGAAGAAGAUCACUCGCCUGGUCCUGAUGGUAGUGGCUGUCUUUGUGCUGUGCUGGAUGCCUUUCUAUGUGGUGCAGUUGUUGAACCUGUUUGUGACCAGCCUUGAUGCCACGGUCAACCACGUGUCCCUGAUCCUCAGCUAUGCCAACAGCUGCGCCAACCCCAUCCUUUACGGCUUUCUUUCUGACAAUUUCCGUCGUUCCUUCCAGCGGGUUCUGUGCCUGCGCUGCUGUCUCCUGGAUGCUGCAGGUGGCGCAGAGGAAGAGCCCCUGGACUACUAUGCCACUGCUCUCAAAGGCAGAGCUGGGGCAGGGUGCAUAUGCCCCCGAAUCCCCUGUCAGCAGGAGCCUGUACCGCCCGAGCCCAGCCGCAAGCAGGUUCCCUUCACCGGCACCACGACCUUCUGAAGAGCCCUUUCUACCCCUCUGGAUCAUUGCCGGCGGUGAGGAGGUCUAUACACACUUCCGGCCCAGCAGGCCACCCCUUCAGGAUGCCCACCUAAGAACUCCCAGGUGUUCCCACCACAGCCACCUCCCGCUACUGGCUCAGCAGGGUCAGAGCUCCUCUGCCGGCUCCUGUCCCCAGUGCUCUGGCUUUCCGAAGCUGCCUCGCAGGCAGAGAAGAAGAGGAAGACAUGGAGGAAGAGAGAGAGUUGGAGGAGGAGGUGGAGGAGGAAAAAGAGAAAGAAGA
This is a messenger RNA of Condylura cristata (star-nosed mole), 1502 nucleotides long. It is a transcript of the gene SSTR4, whose product is annotated as somatostatin receptor 4. The coding region runs from base 56 to 1219 and encodes 387 amino acids. The transcript has a single exon. Gene Ontology annotation, cellular component: neuron projection; membrane. Lineage: Eukaryota; Metazoa; Chordata; Mammalia; Eulipotyphla; Talpidae. The record is from RefSeq and is a predicted model, not a curated record. Gene Ontology annotation, biological process: neuropeptide signaling pathway; cellular response to glucocorticoid stimulus. Gene Ontology annotation, molecular function: somatostatin receptor activity; neuropeptide binding.